This is a messenger RNA of Solanum tuberosum (potato), 1602 nucleotides long. Its product is annotated as AT-hook motif nuclear-localized protein 1-like. The record is from RefSeq and is a predicted model, not a curated record. NCBI's taxonomy places the organism in Eukaryota, Viridiplantae, Streptophyta, Magnoliopsida, Solanales, Solanaceae. Gene Ontology annotation, molecular function: minor groove of adenine-thymine-rich DNA binding. Bases 279 to 1277 code for a protein of 332 amino acids. The transcript is spliced from 6 exons.
UUUUCUUGUGAAUUUGCAUUGCAUUCAGAAAUUUGCUUUCCACUUUUUUGUUUUACAUAUUGUCUUUUUCUUGAAAUUUUGCUCACCUGAAAACUGGUUCUCUGGCCGGGAAACAGCCAUUUUUUACUUCUUAAAAACCACCAAAAAGGUUUUUCUUUUUUUUUACUUCAUUAAUCUUUUGGUUAUAUAAUCAUUUCUUUCUCUCUUUUUUUUCUGUUUGUAAAAUUUUGAUCUGUGACAUAGAACAGUUUGCAAAGCAUUAAUAUCUGCUGGAAAAAAUGGAGUCAAGGGAAGCUAUGAAUGCUGGAGUUACAGUGAUAGCUCCAGAAGCUCCAUCAAACUAUCAUAUGGCAUCAAGAACAGAAUCUACUCCGUUACCACCCGGAACAUUAGCGGUGAUUACCCCUCCGGUAGCUACUGCCUUUCCAAUUAGCUCAGAGAAGAAGAAAAGGGGACGUCCUAGGAAGUAUGGGCCUGAUGGGGCAGUUGCAAGGACAAUUUCACCUAUGCCUAUUUCAGCAUCGGCGCCACCAACCUCCGGCAACUUCUUGUCGGAGAAAGUGAGUGUUGCCCGUCCUGCUUCGGAGAAAAAGCCUCGAAACAAAGUUGGGGCUGAGAAUUUAGGUGAAUGGAUUUCAUGUUCCACAGGUGGCAACUUUUUGCCUCACAUGAUCACAGUUGAAGCUGGUGAGGAUGUUACCAUGAAGAUAAUCUCAUUUUCUCAGCAAGGGCCUCGAGCUAUUUGCAUUAUUUCUGCUGUUGGUUUGAUAUCAAAUGUCACUCUACGCCAGCCAAAUUCAUCAGGGGGAACUUUAACUUAUGAGGGUCGAUUUGAAAUCCUUUCUUUGUCUGGAUCCUUUACUCCAACAGAGUUUGGGGGUUCUCGUACUACUAGCAGAACCGGAGGAAUGAGCAUUUCUUUGGCAAGUCCUGAUGGUCGUGUUGUCGGAGGUACACUUGCAGGACUGCUAAUAGCUGCUAGUCCCGUCCAGGUUGUAGUGGGAAGUUUUCUACCAAGCAACUACCAAGAGGCCAAGCCAAAGAAACAGAAAGCAGAACCCAAAGCAAUAGCUUAUGGAACGCUCUCUCCUGCUGCGCCCCAUAGCUCUAAUAUGGAGCCUAGAAGUUCCAAUGCACACACUGUAAAUGUUCCCGCAGCUGGAACUCAAAAUGUUAUUUCUUCUUCCAUUCAACCAAAUCACUGGACCACCAUGCCAUCUGUUCAAGAUUCAAGAAAGUCUACUACAGAUAUUAACAUAUCAUUGCAAGGAGAGUAAUCUGAUCCAUCUACGUGAAUUCAUUCCCAGAUUCUGAAGCACUUCAUACGCAGUACCUGAAUAGUAUAACGUCUGAUCGGCAAUAACUUUUGUUAGGAUAGAAUCUGUUGUUUCAUCUGAAGAGCAUCUAUGAUUAUGGUGUAGUUGCAGAAUCUUUGUUGUAGGGAACUUUUUGAGUGCUUUAACAUUAAACACGUUUGGUCAAAAAGUUGAAGGUUUGUAGUUACACUCAAAUUGUUGCUUUCUUUUGGGUAGUUUCAGAAAAACCUUGUAUCUCAAAUUCUGUAGCUAUUAUUGUUCUAAUAAUAUUAUGCUUAAAAGGAAA